AUGAAAGUCUUCAAAAAAACUCUUGAUGAAAGUCUACAAACGGUAUGCGAGAAACUACGAGACAAUGGCGGUCAUCUUCCUCAGCGUAAACGUCGAGUUGGUAAGUCAAUUCCUGAUUUCAAACUAGAGGAAAUAAAAGAACAUAUUGCUUGUUUCCCUUGCACAGAAAGCCACUACGGCCGCAACAAAACCACUAAAAAGUUUUUGAAUUCCGAGCUCAACCUUCAAGUUCUUUAUAACUUAUACAAACUGAAGACUGAUGCUCCAGUAAGCAAAACCAUCUUUAAAAAGGUCUUUGAAACCAUGAACUUAUCCUUUAAAAAGCCAUCUGUAGACACUUGUUCAAAAUGUGACCGCAUCAAUAUGAAACUCAAGUAUGCAUCUGUGGAUCAGGCUGCAAAUCUGAUAGAGACGUUCAAGGAGCAUCAAGAGGCGUUUAAGGCUGCUUACGAAGAGAAAAAGGCAGAUAAACAACUGGCUCAAUCGAGCGAAGUUGUAGCUGUCAUAACAUUUGAUUUGCAACAAUGUUUACCCAUACACGAUUUUUACAUUUAA
Parnassius apollo (apollo) is the source of this 555-nucleotide messenger RNA. Lineage: Eukaryota; Metazoa; Arthropoda; Insecta; Lepidoptera; Papilionidae. The record is from the annotation of a GenBank genome assembly.